GUCGCUGAGCUGAGGUUUCGUUUCUUUAGUUUACGUUUUUGUUAAGUUUUCAAUUUUUGUUGCUGGCGUUUCGAUCGGCAUUCAAAUUCAAUUUUAAUACACAGUUGAGCGUACGCGCGAGUGGAUUGCCAACGCUUUUUUUUGCUGCCGUGCCGUGUCGUAGUGUGUCGAUUGCGUAUACGCUGCGUUGUCCGUCCGCCGCGGCCCAAGAAAUCAAAUUGCUGUCGCAAUUAGCGCGAGUGUCAACGCUGAUGUUCACGUUUGCCAGCCACGGCAGCGGCGCAUUGUGGGCAGCCAGCGCAUUGCUUGUGCUCAUCCACGCCAGCUGCCAUCAGCUGGAGCAGCUACCACGCCGCGCCUGCGACAUACCCAACGAAACAAAGCCCGGCAUAUGCGUCCAGGUGGGCCAAUGCGCCGCCUACAUGCAAGUGCGCAAUGUGACCAAUCUGAGCUCGGAGCGCGUCAACUUUCUGAAGAAAGUGCAGUGCGAUGUGGAAAUGGCCACCGUGACGGAGGCUAAAAAUGGCACAGAGCUCGCCUACGAGGCGCUCGUCUGCUGUCCAGCCAAUGGCCAGGACUAUCUAUAUCCAGUCAUACAGUUCUCCAAGUUCGAGUAUCGGCGCUUCAUGGACGUCACAGCGCGUUUCAAGCGCAAAAAGCUCAAGCGACGCAUUCAAACCGUUGAGCCUAGCAGCGGCUUCAAUUUGCUCAACGAGUGCGGCAAGCAGGUCACAAAUCGCAUUUACGGCGGCGAAAUCGCUGAGCUGGAUGAAUAUCCUUGGCUCGCAUUGUUGGUUUAUCACUCAAACGAUUAUGGCUGCAGCGGAGCUUUGAUUGAUGAUCGCCAUGUACUCACCGCUGCUCAUUGCGUUCAAGGCGAGAGCGUGCGAGAGCGACGCGGACUUAAACACGUGCGUUUGGGUGAGUUUAAUGUAAAAACCGAACCCGACUGCAUUGAGGAGCCAAACUAUUUGAGCUGCGCGGAUGCAGCGCUGGACAUAGCCUUUGAGCACAUUCAUGUGCAUCCGGAGUAUAAGGAGUACUCCAGUUAUAAAUAUAAUGAUAUUGCUGUUAUACGCCUGAAGCAUCCUGUGAGCUUUACGCACUUUAUUAUGCCCAUUUGUUUGCCAAAUAAAACUGCACAGACGCCACUUGUGGAGGGCCAAAUGUUCUCCGUUUCUGGCUGGGGACGCACGGAUCUAUUCAACAAGUAUUUCAUCAAUUCACACAGUCCCAUUAAGCUGAAGCUGCGCAUUCCCUAUGUGUCGAAUGAGAAUUGCAGCAAAGUUCUGGAUCUCUAUGGCGUGCGCUUGGGCCCCAAGCAGCUGUGCGCAGGCGGCGAACUGGCCAAGGAUACGUGCGCAGGUGAUAGCGGCGGUCCUCUUAUGUAUUUCGAUCGUACGCAUUCGCGUUGGGUGGCCUACGGCAUUGUUAGCUACGGCUUUACUCAGUGCGGUUCCGGGCCUGGAGUUUAUACGUCUGUGCUUAGCUAUAUCAGCUGGAUUGAGAGCAUUAUACGGCGACAGAACUGAACAAAGAGCAGCGUAUAUUUUUGGAAGUUAUAAACAAUUGGUCAACUGAGCGGGAGGCUGGGAACACAUGUCUGUAAAUAUUUUGCUAAUGAUCUAACACUUGGUAUAAACUGAGUGUGUGUGUGUAUGUGUGUGUGUUUAACAAAAGUCUGAAAAACAUGUUUCUAAUUA
Messenger RNA from Drosophila busckii, 1703 nucleotides. Its product is annotated as CG9733. Gene Ontology annotation, biological process: proteolysis. The transcript has 4 exons. Gene Ontology annotation, molecular function: serine-type endopeptidase activity. The coding region runs from base 252 to 1532 and encodes 426 amino acids. The record is from RefSeq and is a predicted model, not a curated record. Lineage: Eukaryota; Metazoa; Arthropoda; Insecta; Diptera; Drosophilidae.